Molecule: messenger RNA, 7067 nt
Organism: Lepisosteus oculatus (spotted gar)
Lineage: Eukaryota; Metazoa; Chordata; Actinopteri; Semionotiformes; Lepisosteidae
Source: RefSeq, a predicted model, not a curated record
AUGCAUGAAUUUCAGCCUUCCUGCCCAUGUCUUCGCUUCACAGCCUGUCAGUUGCAGCUGGAGACCGAGCCUUCGACUGUCCUGAACGGGCUCUGCUAUUGCUUUUUGCUGUGUGAAUACCGAGAGAUCUGUGCGUGCUGUGUGCACUUGCAGCCUGCCUGUUGGUUUUCUCCAUUUGUUCUGUUGUGUACAUGUGAAAAUGCCCGGGAGCUGACAACCCUGAAAUGGAUCAGCGUGGGAGUUGUGUUGAACUGUUUCCAUGUCUGCCCCUUUGCUUUCCUUCUGUGUUCCAAGCCCUCACUGGAACAGUUGAAUUCUGCUGUUUCCACUCACUGUGUACUUUUUUUCCUCUCUGUAAAGAGCUCUGAGAGUCCACUUUUAAAGGCGCUAUAUACACUAAAGUUGCGCUGGGAUUGGCUGCUUUCGUGGGCCCUGUUCUGUGCUGCUGACGUGUCCCCCGGUUUGUGUCCAGAUGAGGGCCGGGCCCCUGCGGCGGUGGAGAAGCCCGAGGCUGUCCAGGGCCCCCUGCAGGGGGCGCGGGCGUCCUGGUCUGCCCCCUCACCCCCUCUCCGUGCCUCCGGCUCUCACAGGAAGUCCCACGCCCCCGAGCUGCACCGGCGCACCUCCACCGCGUCAGAGGGGCGGCGCAAGACGGAGCCCCCCCUGGGGGGUCACGACCCUCGCACCGCCGUCCAGCUGCGCACCGUCCUGAAGAGACUGAAGGAGAUCAUGGNNNUGACGUCGCAGGACAGCGAUCUGAAGCAGUACUGGAUGCCGGACAGCCAGUGCAAGGAGUGCUACGACUGCAACGAGAAGUUCACCACGUUCCGCCGCCGCCACCACUGCCGGCUGUGCGGCCAGAUCUUCUGCAGCCGCUGCUGUAACCAGGAGAUCCCCGGCAAGUUCAUGGGCUACACCGGGGACCUGCGCGCUUGCACCUACUGCCGCAAGAUCGCGCUCAGCUACGCCCACUCGGCGGACUCGGGCUCGAUCGGGGAGGACCUGAGCGCGCUGUCGGACUCGCCGCUGUCGGUGUGCGUGCUGGAGCCCAGCGAGCCGCGCACGCCCGUCGGGGGCAGGAAGGCCAGCCGCAACAUCUUCCUGGAGGAGGACCUGGCCUGGCAGAGCCUGGUCCAUCAGGACUCCCAGCCCAGCAGCCUCAGCACCCGCCUGGCCUCUGUGCAGGAGGACGUGGGCAUGAGUCCCGCCAGGAAGAGGUCGGCCAGCAUCACCAACCUCUCCCUGGACCGCUCCGGCUCCUCCAUGGUGCCCUCCUACGACAGCUCCAUCAGCCCGCAGGCCAGCCGCGCCCCAGCCAAGCCCGACGCCAACGAGGAGGAGCGCAAGAUCCUGCUGGACUCCUCCCAGCUGAAAGACCUGUGGAAGAAGAUCUGUCACCACAGCACGGGCAUGGAGUUCCAGGAUCACCGCUACUGGCUGCGCACCUACCCCAACUGCAUUGUGGGAAAGGAGCUGGUUAACUGGCUGCUCAGAAACGGCCACAUCUCCACCAGGGCCCAGGCCAUCGCUAUCGGACAGGCCCUGGUGGACGGCCGCUGGCUGGACUGCGUCACCCACCACGACCAGCUCUUCAGAGAUGAAUACGCGCUCUACCGCCCCCUGCAGAGCACGGAGUUCUCGGAGACGCCGUCCCCCGACAGCGACUCGGUGAACUCCCUGGAAGGCCACUCCGAGCCCUCCUGGUUCAAGGACAUCAAGUUCGACGACAGCGACACGGAGCAGAUCGCUGACGAGGGCGAGGACAUCUUGCCCAACUCCGCCAGCCCCAGUAAGCGCACUUCUGUCAGCAGUUUCCACUCUGCGGUGGACAGUGACUCUGCUGCCUCUAUCAACCUCAACGUGGAGCUGGACAACGUCAACUUCCACAUAAAGAAGCACUCCAAGUACCCCCACGUCCCCCCCCACCCUGCGGAGCCGAAAGCUGAGUUUUUGGUAUCUGAAGACCGAGGGCAGCAGACGAUCUCCAUCAGUGAUGCUUUCAUUAAAGUCACCCCUUUGGGCUGGCAUCACAGCUCCCUGGAGCAGCUGAGGGAGGAGAACGGGGAGAAGAAAGCCAUGGAGAGGCUGCUCUCUGCCAACCACAACCACAUGAUGGCGCUCCUGCAGCAGCUGCUGUACAGCGAGUCCCUGUCGCUGUCCUGGCGCGACGUCAUCGUGCCCGUGGUCAGGCAGGUGGUGCAGACCGUGCGCCCGGACGUGCGCGGCAACGACGACGACAUGGACAUCCGGCAGUUCGUGCACGUCAAGAAGAUUCCCGGAGGGAAGAAGUUUGAUUCAGCUGUUGUGAAUGGCUUUGUUUGCACCAAGAACAUAGCCCACAAAAAGAUGAACUCCCACAUUAAGAACCCCAAGAUCCUGCUGCUGAAGUGCUCCAUCGAGUACCUGUACAGGGAGGAGACGAAGUUCACCUGCAUCGAUCCCAUCGUGCUGCAGGAGCGAGAGUUCCUGAAGAACUACGUCCAGCGGAUCGUGGAUGUGCGACCCAACCUGGUGCUGGUGGAGAAGACGGUGUCCAGGAUAGCCCAGGAUAUGCUUCUCGAACACGGGAUCACCCUGGUCAUCAAUGUCAAGCCUCAAGUGCUGGACCGAGUGAGCCGGAUGACCCAGGGAGACCUGGUGAUGUCCAUGGACCAGCUGCUCACCAAGCCCCACCUGGGCACCUGCCACAAGUUCUACCUGCACUCCUUCCAGCUGGCCAACGAGGAGUCGAAGACGCUCAUGUUCUUCGAGGGCUGCCCCCCUCAGCUGGGCUGCACCGUCAAGCUUCGGGGCGCCUCGGAGUACGAGCUGGCGCGGGUCAAGGAGAUCCUGGUCUUCAUGGCGUGCGUGGCGUACCACUCCCAGCUGGAGAUCUCCUUCCUCAUGGACGAGUUCGCUAUGCCCCCCAGCCUGGCUAAGAGCGGCUCCUUCCACUCGCUGAUCGAGGGCGAGGGGCCCGGGGCCGAGCGCCCCGACUUGUUCCAGGCCGGAGACGGGGGGGGCGCCCCAAAGGAGCAGGAGUGUGGCCCCGAGAAACUGCCUGCCAUCCCCGAACUGGAGGGCUCCCCGAGAGACGGCAGCCUCACCCAGGAAGGGGUGCCUGCUUUUGGGGCCGAGGCCACAUCCUCCCCCAGACCGGGGGACCCCGAAGUGGACACCGCAUCCCCCCACCGGACAUUGGUGUCCAUCUCUCCCGUGCCGCUGUCCGGCACGUCUCUGCCUUUCCUCAUCGCUGACCCACAGGACGAGACCGACGGCAAGGACGCCGCCGCGGAUGUGGGGGGCGGCUCUGGGGGGGCCCCCGACUCGGAGGCGCGGCCCCGCCUCUUCCGGGACCCCCUGCAGGACGACACGGGGCUGUACGUGACGGAGCACGUGGCCUCGGCGGACGACCGGCUCAAGUCGCACUCCGCGGCCUUCAAGCAGGAGCUGAAGGACGUGAUCCUCUGCAUCUCGCCCUUCAUCUCCUUCCGGGAGCCGUUCCUGCUCACCCCCCGGGGCAUGAGGUGCCCCAGCAGGGACUACUUCCCCGAGCUGGUCUACCUCUCCCCUCUGCUCAACAAGGACUUCAAGGAGCUGGACAGCCGCAGGAAGAGGCAGCUGCUGAAGGACACGGCCCCCGCCCAGGCCGCCAACGGCAGCGCGGCCUCCCGGGCCAUCGAGGUGCUGCCCUCCCAUCAGCUGACCAGCACCCGCAUCGCCGAGCACCUGGGCAGCAGCCAGGACCUGGCCAAGAUGCUGGCGGACUUCCGGGCCCGGGGCGGCCGGAUCCGGCAGAGGGACGUGGACCCCUUCGUGCAGAGCCGAGAGCAGACGGCGAGGGCGGGCCCGAAGGGCGAGGGCGAGGAGGACCGCGGGCAGGCGCAGAACGAGAUGGUCUGGGCGGCGAAGAUGGACUGCCUGAACCCUGUCAACCACCAGCGCCUGUGCGUCCUCUUCAGCAGCUCCUCGGCGCAGUCCAUCAACGCUCCCCACCCCUGCGUCAGCCCCUGGAUCGUUACCAUGGAAUUCUACGGGAAGAACGACCUGACCCUUGGGGUGUUUUUGGAAAGAUACUGUUUCAGGCCCUCGUACCAGUGCCCCAGCGCGUUCUGCGACACUCCCAUGGUGCACCACAUCCGGCGCUUCGUGCACGGCAGCGGCUGCGUUCAGAUCGUGCUGAAGGAGCUGGACUCCCCCGUGCCGGGCUACCAGCACACCAUCCUCAACUACUCCUGGUGCAGGGUCUGCAAGCAGGUGACUCCGGUGGUUCCCCUGUCAAAUGACUCGUGGUCCAUGUCCUUCGCCAAAUACCUGGAGCUCCGCUUCUACGGUCACCAGUACACACGGCGCGCCAACGCCGAACCCUGCGGCCACUCCAUGCACAAGGAUUACCACCAGUACUUCUCCUACAACCAGAUGGUGGCCUCCUUCAGCUACACUCAUGUAAGACUGCUGGAGAUCUGCCUUCCUCCGCCCAAGAUCUACAUCAAACACCAGGGCCCCUCCAAGACCACGCUGCUGCAGGAUCUCAAAGACUUCUCCCAGAAGGUGUCCCAGGUCUAUCUGGUCAUAGACGACCGCCUCACGUCCUUGAAGACCGACACUUUCAGCAAGACGCGGGAGGAGAAGAUGGAAGACUUGUUCGCCCAGAAAGACAUGGAGGAGGCGGAGCUGCGCAACUGGAUCGAGAAGCUGCAGGCGCGCCUGCUGUCCUGCGGCCUGGACUCCCCCCAGCAGCUGCAGGCCGGGCUGGAGUCCGUGGUGGCGAAGAAGCAGGGCCUGUGCGAGAUGCUGCAGUCCUGGAACACCCGGCUGCAGGACCUGUUCCAGCAGGAGAAGGGCAGGAAGCGGCCGUCGGUCCCGCCCAGCCCGGGGAAACACCGGCAGACCGAGGAGAGCAAGACGAGCGUCCUGGAGUCGUCCCCACGCAACCCCUCCCCCGUCGUGCAGAAGGAAGAGAAAGAGGACCGCCACCUGACCAACAUGUCCUCCAGCGUGACCUCGUCCUCCGCGCUCCAGCUGCCGUCGCCGGGGGACGCCGGCUCCGAGCCUCCGUCGGCCGGCCCCUCCUUCCCCGGCGCGGCUGGGCCCGGCGACCUGGACUCCGCCAGCUUGACAGAGGACGUGUUCGACGGGCACCUGCUGGGCUCUGGCGACAGCCAGCUGAAGGAGAGGUCCACCAUGAAGGCCAUCCUUGCAAACCUGCUCCCGGGAAACAGCUACAACCCCAUUCCUUUCCCCUUUGACCCGGACAAGCACUACCUGAUGUACGAGCACGAGAGGGUGCCCAUCGCCGUGUGCGAGAGAGAGCCCAGCUCCAUCAUCGCCUUCGCUCUCAGCUGUAAAGAGUACAAGAUGGCCCUGGAGGAGCUCGCCAAACCCGCCGCGAAGACCACAGCAGAGGAGCCAGCGCCUCCCGGCAGUGCUGGAGAGGGACGACUGAAGAUGAGCAGCCCUGCCAAACAGAAUGACACAGCAGCAACCCAGCUGGGCCGCAACGUGGAGACAGACACCCUCAAAGACGGCGACGCAGGAGACAAGCAGAAGAAGCAAGCAGGGAACCCACACAUCGAGCUUCAGUUCUCGGACGCCAACGCCAAGUUCUACUGCCGCAUCUACUUCGCUGAGGAGUUCCACGCCAUGAGGGCGGAGGUCAUGCAGAGCAGCAAGGAGGACUUUGUGCGCUCGCUCUCGCGCUGCGUCAACUGGCAGGCCCGCGGGGGCAAGUCGGGGGCCGUCUUCUACGCCACCGAAGACGACCGGUUUAUCCUGAAGCAGAUGCCCCGGCUGGAGGUGCAGUCCUUCCUGGACUUCGCUCCCCACUAUUUUACCUACAUUACAGGCGCCGUGCAGCAGAAGAGACCGACUGCCCUUGCCAAGAUCCUAGGGGUCUAUCGGAUUGGCUACAAAAACUCCCAGAACAACACGGAGAAGAAGCUGGAUCUGCUGGUCAUGGAGAACCUUUUCUACGGGCGGAAAAUGGCUCAGGUGUUCGACCUGAAGGGCUCGCUGCGGAACCGCAACGUGAAGACGGACUCGGGGAAGGAGAGCUGCGAGGUGGUGCUGCUGGACGAGAACCUGCUCAAGCUGGUGCACGACAGCCCGCUGUACAUCCGCUCGCACUGCAAGGCCAUCCUGCGCGCCUCCAUCCACAGCGACGCCUACUUCCUGUCCAGCCACCUCAUCAUCGACUACUCGCUGCUGGUGGGCCGCGACGACACCACGGACGAGCUCGUCGUGGGCAUCAUCGAUUAUAUCCGGACAUUCACAUGGGACAAGAAACUGGAAAUGGUUGUAAAAUCCACAGGAAUCCUGGGGGGCCAAGGCAAAAUGCCGACGGUGGUCUCCCCUGAACUCUACAGGGCCCGGUUCUGUGAAGCCAUGGAUAAGUACUUUCUCAUGGUUCCGGACCACUGGACCGGACUCGGCGUGAACUGCUGAACACGAGGGACGCCACAGGAAGGAGGCAACUGGAUUCACUUGAAAUUUCACUCGGACAGAAAGCUAGACUUCAGUUUUGCAUCGGAAAUGCUGUACUCCUUGUCGGAAGCUGGAAAAGCACAAAUGAAGCAGAGAGUUUGCGUUUUAAUUUGCCACCAUGUCGUGGCUCACUGAGCAGGUGAAUGGAGCACCGUUCCGCAAGGUCUGCUUUGUCCUGCCGGGAUCUGAAGAAUCCUUAUUUGGAAGGCACGGGAAAUAUGACCUUGCAAAGGACAAAGGUUUGCUGGAAGCUCUCUCUCGCACCAGGAGCAGCAUGGCCUAUCAUUCCUGGAGCACACCUCUUUUUUUUUUUCUUUUCUUUUUUUUUUUAAUGCACUGCUGGAGACCUCGCUGGGACAGCUGGCCGGCGGAUCAGGCUCACUGGGUGAUCAUGUGCUCGGGGGAGAGCAAGACACUGGUGCAUGGCAGAAUGAUGACGUCGCCACCAGCCUGUCCUCACCCCAGUUCAGCUGCUCUUCACUCUGUAAAUCCUCAACUGGUAAGACAUGAUGAAAACCUGUCUUUUUAUAAAAAUCUGUAUGUACAGAGCUUGUACACACUGUGUAUUAUAAUAAUAGGUUGUAUUAAAAAACGCUUGCAUCCGG